Messenger RNA from Jaculus jaculus (lesser Egyptian jerboa), 1493 nucleotides. It is a transcript of the gene Gcdh, whose product is annotated as glutaryl-CoA dehydrogenase. The transcript has 11 exons. Gene Ontology annotation, molecular function: glutaryl-CoA dehydrogenase activity; flavin adenine dinucleotide binding; fatty-acyl-CoA binding. Gene Ontology annotation, biological process: fatty acid beta-oxidation using acyl-CoA dehydrogenase; fatty-acyl-CoA biosynthetic process. Lineage: Eukaryota; Metazoa; Chordata; Mammalia; Rodentia; Dipodidae. Gene Ontology annotation, cellular component: mitochondrial inner membrane. Bases 1 to 1320 code for a protein of 439 amino acids. The record is from RefSeq and is a predicted model, not a curated record.
AUGGCUCUGCGAGGCGUGAGCGUGCGGCGGCUGCUGCGCUGCGCGCCGGGCCUGCGCGUGCAGCGCACGUGGGGCUCCGCGGGGGCGCACACCGAGACCGGCGGGAAGACGCAGAGCCCACCGGCCAAACCCUCGCGCCCGGAGUUUGACUGGAGGGACCCACUGGUGCUGGAGGAACAGCUGACGACGGAUGAGAAACUUAUCAGGGACACCUUCCGCAACUACUGCCAGGAGCAGCUCAUGCCUCGCAUCCUACUGGCCAAUCGCAACGAAGUUUUUCACCGGGAGAUAGUCCAUGAGAUGGGCGAGCUGGGCAUUCUGGGGCCCACCAUCAAAGGGUAUGGCUGUGCUGGGGUGUCCUCUGUGGCCUAUGGGCUCCUGACUCGAGAGCUGGAGCGGGUGGACAGUGGAUACAGGUCUAUGAUGAGCGUGCAGUCAUCCCUUGUCAUGCACCCCAUCUACGCCUACGGCAGUGAGGAGCAGAGGCAGAAGUACCUGCCACGGCUCGCUAAGGGUGAGCUUCUGGGCUGCUUCGGACUCACCGAGCCCAAUCAUGGCAGUGACCCUGGCAGCAUGGAGACCCGUGCCUGCCACAGCCCAUCAAACAAGAGCUACACUCUCAGUGGAACCAAGACCUGGAUCACCAACUCACCUGUGGCUGACCUGUUUGUCGUGUGGGCUCGGUGUGAGGAUAACUGCAUUCGGGGCUUCCUGCUGGAGAAGGGGAUGCGGGGCCUCUCUGCCCCCAGGAUCGAGGGCAAGUUCUCCCUGAGGGCCUCGGCCACAGGCAUGAUCAUCAUGGAUGGUGUGGAGGUGCCCGAGGAGAAUGUGCUGCCCAAGGGAUCCGGCCUGGCGGGUCCCUUUGGCUGUCUCAACAAUGCCCGCUAUGGCAUCACAUGGGGCGUGCUGGGUGCCGCCGAAUUCUGUUUGCACACGGCCCGGCAGUACACCCUGGACAGGAUCCAGUUUGGUGUCCCCUUGGCCAGGAACCAGCUGAUUCAGAAGAAGCUGGCAGACAUGCUCACUGAGAUCACACUGGGCCUCCACGCCUGUCUGCAACUGGGCCGCUUGAAGGAUCAAGACAAGGCCACUCCAGAAAUGAUCUCCCUGCUGAAGAGAAAUAACUGUGGGAAAGCCUUGGACAUUGCCCGCCAGGCACGAGACAUACUUGGGGGGAAUGGUAUUUCAGACGAGUACCACGUGAUCCGACAUGCCAUGAACCUGGAGGCUGUGAACACCUAUGAAGGUACACAUGACAUUCACGCUCUGAUCCUUGGAAGAGCAAUCACAGGAAUUCAGGCAUUCACAGUUGGCAAGUGAACUCACUUCUGCAGAGGGCCAGAUACUCUAAAGGCCCUUCUCAGACAAUGCUUGACUGGACCUGGGACCCUGCGAUAGGAGUUUACUUAGGAGGUGGUGAUCGACCUAACUUUUAUGAUGGGAAGUGAGACACCUAAUUAAAUGUUGACAUUUCCUUUUGGAAGUCACUCAAA